This is a messenger RNA of Condylura cristata (star-nosed mole), 4059 nucleotides long. It is a transcript of the gene SATB1, whose product is annotated as SATB homeobox 1. Gene Ontology annotation, biological process: regulation of transcription by RNA polymerase II; chromatin remodeling. The transcript is spliced from 11 exons. The record is from RefSeq and is a predicted model, not a curated record. NCBI's taxonomy places the organism in Eukaryota, Metazoa, Chordata, Mammalia, Eulipotyphla, Talpidae. Gene Ontology annotation, molecular function: RNA polymerase II cis-regulatory region sequence-specific DNA binding; DNA-binding transcription factor activity, RNA polymerase II-specific. The coding region runs from base 968 to 3082 and encodes 704 amino acids.
GGCUCCCCAGACGCUCCCCGCCUCGCGUCCAUGGGCUGGGAGAGGGUCCUCGGGGCUGUUGUCAGCGAGGGCCGAAUCAAAAGUGGCAUCUUAGUGCCUUUCCGGGGUUUUUCUCGUGACCUUCUGCCCCCCACCCUUGCUGUCCCCCGGUAGAUGCCCUCGUGGGGGGCGCGAGGCUGUGGGAAGAAAGUUUAAGGUUUGUCAAUAUUAGUCGCAAUUGUCGGGGAGGGGGCUGGGGGCGAUCGGAAGGGCGGCGAGGUGGCCUUCCCCUUCUGUGUUCUCCGGGGUUUCUGGAGAACAAUAUUGCAAGUGACAGCCAGAAGUAGACUUUCUGUCCUCACCGGAGAACCCGGGCGAGCAGGAGGGAGGGAGGGAAGCGAGGGGACCUUUUUUCCCCCCCUCUCUCCCUUUCUGGAGACCUGGUCCGCAGUGAUUUUUUUUUUUUUUUAAGAGAAUCCUCAGUCACCACCUCGCCUCCCCAGCACCACCACAGUGUACAGCUCAUAACGGGGUUUUGCUUUGUUUUUACGAUCCCCCCCCCAACGAAUCACUUGUCAGAUCAAUUUUAUCUUCUCCCUCCUCCCUCCUUCCCACUCUCCCCUCCUCCCCCAUCGAAAGCCCCGUUCUCCGAGGUUAGACAUUUUACAAACCAUAUAUGUUGUUUUUCGAAUGGUGAUUUUUUUAACUCCCCUCUCCCAUGGCUACUCUUCUAGACGUUCGUUUCUGCCCUUCCCCCGCUUAGGGGAGCGGGGGUAGGGGAAGAGAAAAUAAUACAAUUUCAGGGGAAGUCGCCUUCAGGUCUGCUGCCUUUUUUUUUUUUUUUUCUUAAUUAAAAAAAAAAAGGACAUAGAAAACAUCAGUCUUGAACUUCUCUUCAAGAACCCGGGCUGCAAAGGAAAUCUCCUUUGUUAUUGUUAUUUAUAUGCUGUCAAGUUUUGAAGUGGUGAUCUUUAGAGGGUAACUGAGUAUGGAUCAUUUGAACGAGGCAACUCAGGGGAAAGAACAUUCAGAAAUGUCUAACAAUGUGAGCGAUCCGAAGGGUCCACCAGCCAAGAUUGCCCGCCUGGAGCAGAACGGGAGCCCGCUAGGAAGAGGAAGGCUUGGGAGUACAGGUGCAAAAAUGCAGGGAGUGCCUUUAAAACACUCGGGCCAUCUGAUGAAAACCAACCUUAGGAAAGGAACCAUGCUACCAGUUUUCUGUGUGGUGGAACAUUAUGAAAACGCCAUUGAAUAUGAUUGCAAGGAGGAGCAUGCAGAAUUUGUGUUGGUGAGAAAGGAUAUGCUUUUCAACCAGCUGAUAGAAAUGGCAUUGCUGUCUCUGGGUUAUUCGCAUAGCUCUGCUGCCCAGGCCAAAGGGCUAAUCCAGGUCGGAAAGUGGAAUCCAGUUCCACUGUCUUACGUGACAGAUGCCCCUGAUGCUACGGUGGCAGAUAUGCUUCAAGACGUGUAUCAUGUGGUCACAUUGAAAAUUCAGUUGCACAGUUGCCCCAAACUAGAAGACCUGCCUCCUGAACAAUGGUCGCACACCACAGUAAGGAAUGCUCUGAAGGACUUACUGAAAGAUAUGAAUCAGAGUUCGUUGGCCAAGGAGUGCCCCCUUUCACAGAGUAUGAUUUCUUCCAUUGUGAACAGCACUUACUAUGCAAAUGUCUCAGCAGCAAAAUGUCAAGAAUUUGGAAGGUGGUACAAACAUUUCAAGAAGACAAAAGAUAUGAUGGUUGAAAUGGACAGUCUUUCCGAACUAUCGCAGCAAGGUGCCAACCACGUCAACUUUGGCCAGCAGCCGGUCCCAGGGAACACAGCCGAGCAGCCCCCGUCCCCCGCACAGCUCUCUCACGGCAGCCAGCCCUCUGUCCGGACCCCUCUUCCGAACCUGCACCCUGGGCUCGUGUCCACGCCCAUCAGCCCUCAGUUGGUCAACCAGCAGCUAGUGAUGGCUCAGCUGCUCAACCAGCAGUAUGCAGUGAACAGACUUUUAGCCCAGCAGUCCUUAAACCAACAAUACUUGAACCACCCUCCCCCUGUCAGUAGAUCUCUGAAUAAACCUUUGGAGCAACAGGUGUCAACCAACACAGAGGUGUCUUCCGAAAUCUACCAGUGGGUACGCGAUGAACUGAAACGAGCAGGAAUCUCCCAGGCAGUAUUUGCACGUGUGGCUUUUAACAGAACUCAGGGCUUGCUUUCAGAAAUCCUCCGAAAGGAAGAAGACCCCAAGACUGCCUCACAGUCUUUGCUGGUAAACCUUCGGGCUAUGCAGAAUUUCUUGCAGUUACCAGAAGCCGAAAGAGAUCGAAUUUACCAGGACGAAAGGGAAAGGAGCUUGAACGCUGCCUCGGCCAUGGGUCCUGCGCCUCUGAUAAGCACACCCCCCAGCCGCCCCCCACAGGUGAAAACAGCUACUAUUGCCACUGAGAGGAAUGGGAAACCAGAGAACAAUACGAUGAACAUUAAUGCUUCCAUUUAUGAUGAGAUUCAGCAGGAAAUGAAGCGCGCUAAAGUGUCCCAAGCACUGUUUGCAAAGGUUGCAGCGACCAAAAGCCAGGGGUGGUUGUGUGAGCUGUUACGCUGGAAGGAAGAUCCUUCUCCGGAAAACAGAACCCUCUGGGAGAAUCUCUCCAUGAUCCGAAGGUUCCUCAGUCUUCCCCAGCCGGAACGCGACGCCAUCUAUGAGCAAGAGAGCAACGCGGUACAUCACCAUGGCGACAGGCCGCCCCACAUCAUCCACGUUCCAGCCGAGCAGAUUCAGGUGGAAGCCCUGGGGAUCCUCCAGAGUUUCAUCCAAGACGUGGGCCUAUACCCGGACGAGGAGGCCAUCCAGACUCUGUCCGCCCAGCUCGACCUUCCCAAGUACACCAUCAUCAAGUUCUUUCAGAACCAGCGGUACUAUCUCAAGCACCACGGCAAGCUGAAGGACAACUCCGGGCUAGAGGUAGAUGUGGCCGAAUACAAAGAGGAGGAGCUGCUUAAGGAUCUAGAAGAGAGCGUGCAAGAUAAAAAUGCCAACACCCUUUUCUCGGUGAAACUGGAAGCAGAGCUCGCGGUGGAAGGGAACACAGACAUUAACGCUGACUUGAAAGACUGAGACAAAGUAUUAUUGUCCUUCGACAGUGCCACUGGUAUUUACUCGCGGAAGGAGAGGUCCACCUGGCAGUCUCUCGGAAGACCCUUGUUCGUUGUUUGGCCAAUGAAUCUUCAGAAACUUGCACAAACAGGAUAGUCGGGAAAGGAUGGUUCAGACUGCACUAAAUGUUUUACUCUGUUUUACAAACUGCUUGGCAGCCCCAGGUGAAGCAUCAAGGAUUGUUUGGUAUUCAGAGUUAAGCUUUGUGUUCGCGGGCACAGGGAGGUGUGCGCGGUUAGCAUGACGCCAGUGAUAUAUAUUUUUUUUUGAAUUAUUAUUCUGGAACCUCCAACAAGCAUUAUAACUUCUGUGAUUAUUACUUCCUUCCUUUAAUUAUUUCUGUAACACUCCACACUGAUCUUUGGAAACUCGCCCCUUAUUUAAAAGAAAAAGGAAAAAAAAGAGUUUGUUACUCUAUUGUAUGUUACAAAAAGAACUAUAGACUGUGGAAUGCAGUUUAAAGAUGACAUAUGCCAACAAAUGCCUUGUAUUAUAUGGCACUGCCGUAAUUCAAAUUUGUUUUUAUUUUGGAAAUAAAAGUUCACUGUAAUUUUUUUUUCACUCAUUGUUACAUGAUUUUUUUUUAAAAAAAUGAAAAAAAAAUGUGAAACACGACUUAGUCCUCAUUAUUUAUUUGUAGAUCCCGCAGCAUCAUGUUGUAAUUAAUUUUUUGGAAGUUUCCGUUAAAUGUAAUAUUGCUUCUCUUGUUACCAUACUGAUUCUUUUCUAUUUAUAAGUGUAUUUUGAUGGGCAGUAAAACAAAGUGUCUUAAAAGUUUUAAAUAGAGAAAAUGUGCUUUACACAGUUGCCUAUAAAAAGUGCUCUAUGUUAUCCAAGCAAUUCAUACUAUAAGCUUCACUCUGAUUGUUGUAUGCAAUUUUUACUCUCAUGCAAAUAAGCUUAGGUAAAUAAAACUAAUAGAUCACCUUAGAAAAUUA